Sander lucioperca (pikeperch) is the source of this 3536-nucleotide messenger RNA. It is a transcript of the gene elk1, whose product is annotated as ETS transcription factor ELK1. The transcript has 11 exons. Gene Ontology annotation, molecular function: DNA-binding transcription factor activity, RNA polymerase II-specific; sequence-specific DNA binding. Gene Ontology annotation, biological process: regulation of transcription by RNA polymerase II; cell differentiation. Gene Ontology annotation, cellular component: nucleus. The record is from RefSeq and is a predicted model, not a curated record. NCBI's taxonomy places the organism in Eukaryota, Metazoa, Chordata, Actinopteri, Perciformes, Percidae. Bases 1122 to 2798 code for a protein of 558 amino acids.
CUUGGCAAUAAACCCUUUUCAGACUCCGAUUCUGAGAUUAGCUUUAUUUUGAAAUCCAGCACCGGAAACGUGAUUGUUUGAAUGGCGGCUAACUUGACUGUGGUGAAAAGUAGUGAGGAGGCGUUCGUCCAAACAGGAAGAAACUGGGAAAACACACCUAAGUGAUGCAUUUAGUCUUCACAGACGGACACCUCAGUCCGCUGAACUGCGAUCAAACAACCGGGUGGAUUUUACAGACGACUUUUCCUCCGUGUCGGAGGACUAUGGACGGUUUGCGGGUGAACUCCAGUCCGCAGUAAGCAGCGCUGUUUGGGGGCUGGAGGAAGGCGGGGAGGGGAGGGGGCUGUCACAGCAGGCUAGGCUAAUAUAAGCUAAGCUAGCUGGUUAGCACGCUAGGCUAACAGCUUCAGCCCCCAGAAAACCCUGAACUUGGAGAAACUUUGUGAAAAAUCUGGUGUUUAAUCGGCGGUUCCGGAAAACCUCCGAGAAGAUAAAAAAAAUAAUAAUACAAUUUUACGUCAAAAACGUGUUAGCAUUGCGUGCUAGCUAAUAUAAUUAGCUCCCAUCAGCGUUUGUCAACACAUCCAAGCAACUGACAGCUACAACUCACUGUAUCGACACCCGCAGUAAUACUUAACCCAUGUUUAUAUGCUAACACAAAGCUAUUAGACAUUAAUUAGCAUUAGCAUGUUAAUUAGCAUUAAGUAAUGUGCGGCUAAAAGGCUUUUUAAUCGUGUCUGAAACGUAAAUGGACUUGUUUUCUGUUCCCGUUGGUGUCCGUUGGUUCUUGGGCUGAGCUAACUUUUAAUUUCUCCGUGCUGUCGGUGAGUUUGUCGUUAGCAUGGAGGCUCGAGAGCCUGACAGCUCGGUGCGGUUACAUAACGCUAGCAGGUCGCGGGAGAAGCUGCUGAAAGUCGCCUCCCCAGCCCGGCUCUGACAGCUAUUAACUGCUCCGACAAAACCCUCCCAACAGCCAGACAGGACAGAGAAACAAACAAACAAACAGACAGACAGACACAGGGAGAGAGACAGACAAUACAACAACAAGAAGCACACAGCGGCAUGGAGGAAGUCUGAGCCUCUGCUGGGAGACACACAACAUACGGGACAUUUCGCUAAAGAUGGAUUCAAACCCGCUGAUAAACGCCAUGGACCCGUCCAUCACGCUGUGGCAGUUCCUGCUCCACCUGCUGGACGACCAGCGGCAGCGUCACCUGAUCUCGUGGACCGGCGAGGACGGAGAGUUCAAGCUGCUGGACGCCGAGGAAGUGGCCCGUCUGUGGGGGCUCCGCAAGAACAAACACAACAUGAACUACGACAAACUGAGCCGAGCGCUCAGAUACUACUACGACAAGAACAUCAUAAAGAAGGUGAGCGGCCAGAAGUUUGUCUAUAAGUUCGUCAGUCAGCCCGACCCCUCUCUGCCUGAGGGGCUACGCAACGGAGAGGAGGGCCAGAGGAGGGACAACGCCGACCCAAACAGCCAAUCAAAAGGCCCCGGGGGCGGGGCUUCUACCUGUCCGUCAAAGAGCUUACCCCAGCGCUCGUCACCCAGCGGCUCCCAGAAAAGCUCCCGUAACGACUACAUGAAGUCCGGCCUCUACUCCACCUUCACCAUCCAAUCGCUGCAGGCCUCGCCCAACCCACGGCCAAUCAAAACGGAGCUGCUGAUACAACAAGACGCCGCCUUGUUGGUCGAUCACACACCCAGAGAGGUCUGUGUAUUAUCAGACUCUACCUCCUCUCCGUCAGUAGGUGGAGCUGUUGACUCAGCUCUGCAGGUGAUCGUCACUCAGCCGUCUCCCUGCCCGACUCCGGCUCUCAGCCCUCAGAUACCGGUCAGCGCCCCCAGCCAAUCACAGACUUCUCUGAGCGACCCUCCCCAGAUUUAUCUCACCAGCGUGGGGGAUCCGUCCUCCCUCAUCCCCCUGGGUCCCGUCGGGGGCUCUAUGAGUCCCGUGCCCCCCCCCACCCACGUAUCGAUGCAGCACGAGGACUACGGGGGGGUCACCAACCCGGCCAGCUUCCCCCCUCACCCCCACGCCGCUCCUCAGCCGACUCCGCCCGUCUUCGUCAUCAUCAACCCUCCGCCUGCGCAUCAGCAGCAGGUUGCCAUGGCGACGGCGGCAGCAGCAGCAGCUCCCCCCGCCUCCCGUCCUCCCCCUCCCCCCAUCGUCAUCAAGGAGGAGAACCUGCCGUCGUCGGAGGAGGAGCUGCUGAAGAUGGUGUCUCUGGAGGAGAAACGGGUGGAGGAGGUCCCUCAGCUGAUCUCGGGGGAACCGGAGCCCCCCCUCACCAUCGUGGAAAGCCCGCCCCCUCCCUGCAUGGAGCCCGGGGUCGGAGGUCAGCAGCCUGCAGGGGAGAGCGAGGACACGCUAACAGAUCCCUCGGUGCCUCCGGUGACCUCCUCCUCAGCGGGGACGACGGACGCUGUUCCUCCCAAACCAAAGAAGCCGCGGGGCCUGGAGCUGCCCUCCUCCCCCUCCCUCCCCCCCGGCCUCUCUCUGGAUAAGGUGAAUGCAGCUGUUAACAGUUUAUUGGCUCCUGGUUCAGCGACCAACUCGCUCACCCAGACUGUCAUCACCUCCCACGCUCUGACUCCGGUCCUGCUGACUCCGAGUCCUCUUCCCUCCACCAUCCACUUCUGGAGCACACUGAGUCCCAUCGCUCCUCGCUCCCCGGCCAAACUCUCCUUCCAGUUUCCCACAAACGGCAGUAACCAGAUCCACAUCCCGGCUCUGAGCGUGGACGGCCUCUCCACCCCUGUGGUUCUCUCCCCCGGCCCCCAGAAACCCUGAGCCCCCACUGCCCGCCUCACACAGCUCCUCACCGUGCACGGUACUCGCCUGCACCCUGAAAGGGUCUGGAAAACUGGCUCUGAAUCUGGACCAAUUCUGAAACUCUCCACUCCAACCAGGAACCACGUUAGUUAGACUGGUAAGACCGGCGAGAUUUGAUGGUUUGUGGGGGACCUUUUCACAGCGGAGAGAGGGUCAUCGUCCCAGUUUGGUGAACGCCGGAGCCUCCGAACUCCUCCGCUGAUGUAACAUUUUAAAGGGUGCAGGGAGCGGGUGGAUGUCUGGGCUUCAUCCUCCUUUAACCCUUCCCCUCGUUUCUUUCAGAGGUUUUUUGUAGCGGGCGCUCGAACACACCGUGACGUUGUGGGGAAAACGGGACGCUUCUCUUGACUCGAACGCGUCCUGAGAAGCCGACAGCCGAAAAACAGAAAUCACGUCUGAAGACAGACGAGGUGGAAGGAUUUCUUUUUCUUUUUUUCUUGUACUGGGGCUGCAACUACCGACGAAACUCGAGGAUACGUUUUGAAACGGACGCCCUGUAAACGACAGAGAUUCAGUCGGUGAUGAGAUACUGUACGUCGGAGAAAACUGGAAUUUUUACUGGAGGAAACAUUUAAUAUCGAUCGACUUACCUGGCGGCCGCUGACACGGUGUUUCCUGUCAGCUGGUCAGACAUUUUUAAACAAACUGACGAGGUUUUCGAUCGGAAAAGUUUGACCUGAUUCUUAAUAUUCAGGA